Molecule: messenger RNA, 405 nt
Organism: Plasmopara halstedii
Lineage: Eukaryota; Oomycota; Peronosporomycetes; Peronosporales; Peronosporaceae
Product: Aspartic peptidase domain
Exons: 1
Coding region: 1-405 (134 amino acids)
Source: RefSeq, a predicted model, not a curated record
AUGAGUGAUGGAAGUGUCAGGCAAAGUGCGACUUUGAUUAUCCAAAAUGUCUUUUUGGAUGGUUAUGAAAAACCACUACGAGCUUUUAUUGACACUGGUGCGUCGAACAACUUUGUUCGAGCGCAAGUUAUGACUCAGCAUGGUGUUGGCCUGCUCGAUGUGAAAGAAGAAAUGAUCAUUCGUCUAGCGAAUGGAUCAAAAAUGAAGAUGCCAAAGCAAGCCAUUCGCUUGGCAAUGAAGUUUCAGGUGUUUCGCGGUGAAGACGAGUUUAUGCUACUCGACCUCGAUAAUAAAUUUGGUGUCAUCCUAGGCAUGCCAUUGUUGAAGCGUUAUCGGCUGGAUGGAUAUGAAGAUCGUUGUCAACAAGUCGCGCAGCGCUAUCUCGGGCUGCAUGACGACGAUUGA